Aspergillus mulundensis is the source of this 1509-nucleotide messenger RNA. RefSeq lists its product as uncharacterized. The coding region runs from base 1 to 1509 and encodes 502 amino acids. Lineage: Eukaryota; Fungi; Ascomycota; Eurotiomycetes; Eurotiales; Aspergillaceae. Gene Ontology annotation, molecular function: transmembrane transporter activity. Gene Ontology annotation, cellular component: membrane. The record is from RefSeq and is a predicted model, not a curated record. The transcript has 4 exons. Gene Ontology annotation, biological process: transmembrane transport.
AUGGCGGACGACAUCAAACCCGGCUCUGAAGCACUGCAGCUCGAGAAGCCCACUAUCGAGACGAUGGAGGGCUCUCAUCCUGCGUCUAGGAUGGACCCAGCACGGCGUGCUGUGGUAGAGAAGAGCAUGAAGCGCAAGCUCGACGCCCGCUGCUCGCUCUUCGUCUUAAUCUACAUCAUGAACUACCUCGAUCGGAACAACAUGGCCGCUGCCCGUCUCAAGGGUCUCCAAGAAGACCUCGACAUGAACUACAGCGAAUACGCCACCUGCCUGAGCAUUUUGUACGUCGGCUACAUUCUCAUGCAGGUUCCGUCCAACAUCUUCAUCAACCGCAUUCAGCGACCCUCGCUCUACAUCUCAGCUGUUAUGCUAGUGUGGGGUCUUAUCUCAACCUUGUCAGGUGUCGUCAAAAACUUUGGUGGAAUGGUCGCAGUCCGUUUCUUCCUGGGAUUCGUGGAAGCUGCCUUUUUGCCGGGAGCCCUUAUGAUCCUGUCCAAGUGGUACACCCGCAGGGAACUCACCAAGCGGAACGCGAUCCUGUUCUGUGGAAACCUCAUCUCGAACGCUUUCUCUGCCCUGGUCGCAGCGGGAGUUCUCUCCAAUAUGCAGGGCACCCUUGGCCAUCCCGCAUGGCGCUGGCUUUUCUGGAUCGAGGGCGCGGCCACAAUGUUCAUCGCCAUCCUCGCCGGAGUCAUCCUCCCCGAUCUGCCUACCAACACCCGCGGCUUCACCCAGGAAGAGCUUGAAGUCGCCCAGCUCCGAAUGACCGAGGAUGUCGGCGAGGCGGACGUUGACGCUGAGGGCUCGGGGCCCUGGGAUGGUUUCUUCAUGGCCAUCAAGGACCCCAAGAUGUACAUCAUGAUGUUCACCCUGACAGCCUACGUGGUUGGCUUGUCGUUCAACGCUUUCUUCCCCUCUCUCACCGAAACCCUCGGCUUCGGCUACGUCCCGACCCUGCUCAUGAGCGCUCCCCCAUGGGUCUUCUCCUGCAUAUUCUCUCUGUGCGUCGCCUGGAGCUCCGACCGAUACCAGGAGAAGUUCUGGCACAUCGUAAUCCCCAUGCUUGUCGGCCUAAUCGGCUUCAUAAUCUGCAUGUCCACACUCCAAACCGCCGCCCGCUACGUCGCGCUCUUCCUGCAAGCCGGGUCCUACGCCGGCUUCAUCGUCUUCUACUCCUGGAUCAGCACGUCGUUCCCGCGUCCCCCGGCCAAGCGCGCCGUCGCAAUCGCCAUGGUCAACGCGUUCAGUCAGCUUGGUAACGUUGCCGGCUCGUAUGUCUGGGACCUGGAGGAGAAUGGGUACCGCAAGAGCUAUGGGAUUGUUACGGCGAUGUUUGGCGUUGCGAUUGUGGGCUGUGCGAUCUUUAAGAUUGUGCUGGAGCGCCUGAAUAGGAGGCUUGCUGAGGCGGAGGUUGCGGAGGAGGCGCAGGGCGCGAGUGCGGGGGCUGGGGCUGGCGAGGAUGUUGAUGAGAGUUUGAGGAUGCAUAAGGGGUUCCGGUACCUGGUUUAG